Molecule: messenger RNA, 1160 nt
Organism: Phoenix dactylifera (date palm)
Lineage: Eukaryota; Viridiplantae; Streptophyta; Magnoliopsida; Arecales; Arecaceae
Source: RefSeq, a predicted model, not a curated record
CACUCCCUCUAAAGCCAUACCCACACGAACUACGUAGAAAAUUUCACCGGCUUCCCAUUUUAACCACCUCUCGCCGUCUCAGCCCCUUCUCUUCUCAUACACUCUCUUUCUCUUAACUCAGAUGCCUCAGGUGGACAUCGAGAACCUGGUCUGCGGCGGAGACCGGAAGGUCGCCUGCGAGACUCUGGCGGAAGCCGGCGGCGACCCGGACUUCCCAGCGGAGUCCUUCGAGGUCAGGAUCGGGGACGAGAUCGAGUGGGCGGACCUGAACGCCGUCUACGAUCGAGAGGACUCCACCAAGGGAGGCACCAAUCCCAAGUCCAACCACACCAAUCCGCGGCCGCUGGCAGCUUCGAAUUCCCAGCGCUUCUCCGCCAAUCUCAAGGCGAAGCCCCCAAUUAUCGGCCUUCCGGGAAAGAUCCACAACUCCGGCUACGACGGCCGGAGAGCCCACCGACCGCCGCACGUCCAGAUCUUCCCCAAGAAGGCUGCAGGCGGCGGCGGCGGCGGGGAAGGAAGGAAGUCUCCGGUGCCGGAGUUGGAGCCGGGAUCGCCGAAGGUGUCGUGCUUCGGUAAGGUGUCGUCGGAUAGGGAGCGAAAGCGGUGUCAGAGGGAGUGCCCGGGGGCGGUGGCGGCGGAGGAGGAGAGGGAGGAAAGGGAGUGCUGGAGAGUCUUUGCGGCGAUUUUCUGGCGCGGUGGGGGAGAUCGGGCGGCUCCGGAGGAAGUUAAAGGGGAGGAGGAGAAGAAAGAGAUCACUGUGCCGUCGAAGAAUAUUCCAGCGCCGGCGGGGAGAGCACCAGAAUCGGCCGCGCGGGGAAUAGGAGGGAUGAUGCGGUUCGCGUCGGGAAGGAGGGCGGCGUCGUGGGGAGCGGAGGCGGAGGUGGAAGAACACGCGGCAAGAUCUGUGGCGAUGGAUCGAGUAGGGUCGUGGGGUCAGCAAUCGGGUUCGGUGGAGGGUGGGAAGUGAAAGGGAGGACGCGAGGCUCGUGCCGUGCUAUGUGGAAUUUUUUGUGAAGUUAGGGUGGCACCAAAGUUUUGAUAUAAUUAAUAGAUUUCUUGUACGAUAAUUGCAUCGCUUUGGUGCGUUGGAUUUAACAUUUUUCUCCUUUUUUUUUUAAUGAGACUUGUAAUUCAUACAAUUCUCGUGUAAAUAAAAUCCA